Megalobrama amblycephala (Wuchang bream) is the source of this 2108-nucleotide messenger RNA. RefSeq names its product dynein regulatory complex subunit 3 (gene drc3). The record is from RefSeq and is a predicted model, not a curated record. NCBI's taxonomy places the organism in Eukaryota, Metazoa, Chordata, Actinopteri, Cypriniformes, Xenocyprididae. The transcript has 13 exons. The coding region runs from base 412 to 1974 and encodes 520 amino acids. Gene Ontology annotation, molecular function: protein binding.
CUAUUAUAAAAACAAUGUUUGCUUUACGAAAUUAUGUUAUUUUAUUAUUUUGACGGGCACACGUCAAAUAUGCUGUUCUUUCUUCUAAAAUCUCGAACAUUUCCUUUAAUUUUCCAUUUCAGGAAGAACUUCACCUCGAAGAAUAUAAUAGAAUUCGAAAAAUAUCACUAUAUGGCUCAGUAUUAUUACUAUUAUUAAUUUAUUUUAAUUUCUUUAGUCCGCCUCAAAGCUACUAACAACUCCGGAUGUUGAUAGCGGUAGUCUGCGGUUGCUGAGCAACAGUGUUGGCGUCCAGCAGACUUGUGCUUAAGUGAUAUAUUUCCAGGCAGGUCUGCUGGGUUACUGCACUGCUAACGUUAAUCCCCCUUACUGCAGGUAAUAAACGGUUCCAGUCAUCAGAAGCACUGGAAAAUGAGCUGGCAACAGGAUGAACCCAAAGUAAUGGAUGAGGAGAUGCUACAACAAGCAAUUGUUGAACAGGGACCUCAAGGGCAAGCUGGAAAAAUAGCCAAGAAAGAGGGCAUCCAGUAUGAGGAGGUGCUUCAGCUGCGACUGGACUUCAGGAACAUCCUGAAGAUUUACCACCUGUGGCAUUUCACCUCUCUAACAAAACUUCAGCUGGAUAAUAACGUUAUUGAGAAGAUUGAAGGGUUAGAAAACCUCACUAAUCUGGUCUGGCUGGAUCUGUCAUUCAAUAAUAUUGAAGUGAUUGAAGGACUGGACUCUCUUGUGAAACUUCAGGACUUGAGUUUGUUCAACAACCGCAUUUCUGUCAUUGAAAAACUGGAUACGCUGCAGAAUCUGCACGUCCUCUCUAUUGGAAACAACGCCAUUGCUCAACUGGAUAAUGUGAUAUACCUCAGAAAGUUUAAGAAAUUACGCACUCUCAACCUCGCGGGAAAUCCCAUCUGUGAUGAAGAGAACUAUAAGAUAUUUGUGACGGCAUAUCUUCCAGACUUGGUUUAUCUGGACUACAGGCUGCUGGAUGAACAAACGCGUGAAGCUGCCUUUGCAAAGUAUCAGUAUGCUGUUGAAGAAAUGCAACACAAUGAGCUCCAGGAGCAGCAGGCAAUAGAAGCUCAGAAGAUCAGCAAUGAGGAGCUUCAGCUGCACAAGGACGCAUUCGUGGAGUUCUUGAAUGGACCUCAGCUUUUCAACAGCAUGUUUAGUGAUGAUCCUGAUGCAGAGAAACUGGCUCUCCUCCCUGGAAUGGAAGCAUUGCUGGAGAUAUUUAAGAGCAAAAUGGAAGCUCUGUGUGUGCAGAUAUUUGAUGCUGGUUUGACUCAGCAUACUCGGAGAACGGCUGAGGUGGAAUCCUUUUUUACCUGUUCCCGUGAGGCGAUGGCUUACAAUCAGCACAAAGCUGCACAAAUCGCAGCUGACUUUGAAAACACCAGGAGGCAGAAGAUUGUGGAAAUGCAAGAGAUCGCAGAUGCCGAGCUACUUGAAGCUCACAUCACUUCCUGCCAUGAACAGGCCGACCAGCUCUCUGAAACCCUCAUGAGUCUUGAACUACAGCUUGUGGACCAACUGGAGGACAUCUUCAAAGACUUUGAGAGGAACAUCUCAGACAUGGUUGGAGGGUUCAUUGAAUAUGUGCAAGGGAUAUUCGCACUGUGUCGAGACCUGGAGAACCAGCACCAUGAGCAACAGCUUGAGAUUGCCUUGGCAACACUGGAAAAGGUGGUCAAAAAUGAGCUAGAGGAGGAAAUACCAGAUGAUGUUGCAAUGCUCUUGGUGGAUAAAGACACAGUGACCAAUGCAGUCAGUGCUUCUCAUGACACCCACAUGCAGAAGAUUGAUAACAGGGAGGAUGAGCUACUGACAAGGAUCAACAGUUGGAUGGGCGGCCUGCUGAAAUCGAUAAACAAUGACGAAGUGAAGAGGAAUCGCAAGCGCAUCUCGGAGAUCCAAAACUACAUUAGUUUUGUAAAGGAUGAGCUAAAUGAAAUGGCAUUGUCUGAACACCGUUAAAACGUUUAAUUAAAACUGUAAGAUCCAGACAAAAUUAUUGUAAACAAAUUUUGCUAAUUAUGUUGUUAAAUGUUGAUAAGUAUGUAGCUGUAUUAUUUUUGUUUAUUAAAUUUUGAGAUGCAUCAGUUUUACAA